AUGGGCACUGUACAUUACUUUGUUCUUCUUCUAAUUUUCUCGACAUUUACUGGCCUAGCGUUUACAAGUGUCUCUCUGACUGUUGAAGGAGGAGAGAGUCUGGUUGGUGAACACUGUCCUGGGACUGUCAGACUGUUCUGUGAGGGAGUGGACCUCACACUGCUACAGUGGAGGUUGUACUACAAUGAUAGCACAUAUUCUUCUGAGAAGUUUGUGUCGGAUAGUGUGAAUGGUACCAAAAAAGUUUUUAUCAAUUCAUCAUUGGGCUCUGCAUCUGUCGAACUUGUUCAAGUAUCACAGCACAGUUCUAAAGUUUUUGCAAAUUUCUCAUUAAUUCUUAUUUUAGAACUUUCUCAAAUAGCCACUGAAAUACACAGAAUCAGCUGUGGUGAUCCAGUAAACAACAAUGACACUUCGGUGAACAUCUCAAUAGUAAAAGAAACACUGCCCGAUGUCUCCAACUUCAGUGUAAGAAUCAAUACAUCAUCUGUCCCCUCUAUGGUUAUACUGGCUGUCACUUGGAAACAAUACGCUGAAUGUUCUCAAUAUCAGGAGGAGAUCCUUUACAAUCUUUCCCUUCUCUAUGAAAAUACAAGCUAUAGCAAAAGUGUGAGCAGUAGUGUAUGUACACCAACUUGCUUUGUCCCCUUUGAAGUAUUGGUGACUGGAAAUAACAGGAUCUAUGUUGCCACCCUUCAAGCUAGAAACAGCAUAGGGACUAGUAAUAUCACUACAUACAGUGGCGUCAUACCAGCUGGUGCUAUCGUGUGUGAUACUCCUUCUACUCCUAUCAACGAGAGCCUUAGAAUUUUAUCUGCUGAAUCUGGUUUAAUGGAGGGGUCAAAGAUUGUGCUCCAGUGUGACGAUAGUCUACUUCCCAGUCACCCAAGAACAGCAACUUGUGUUCAAGUUUUAGGAAGAGGAGAGUGGGUGCCUAAUCUUGCUGACCUGCAUUGCGAAGGUGUCUUACACAAGAUAGCUUCUGAAUUAUUAUAAUUUUGUCCUCAAUGUACAGCACCCAUUACUAACGAAUCAGUUCAUAUCAAUACGUCUUGUGUAUCAGAGAAAGAUGGCCACUCGUUAUCAAUUGCUGAGAUUACAGGAAUGAGCACAGGAAUAACAUUCUUAAUGGCAACACUCCUUGGAUUCCUCUCUGGACUCUUAGUGAUGCACCUUUCCUCUCGUAAGAAGGCAGUGUUUUCCCCGGCAGCUGAAGGACAAGCUAACGUAGGACCCAUUGCAUCAGCUGGUCCUGUUUAUGAAGAGGUGUUACCUAAAGAGGAGAUUGAACUGAACACUAACCAGGCGUAUGGACCAUUAGGAGUAUGAAAAACAUGACUGUGUUACACUAAUAUUCCAGCCAAUUAUUAUUAUUGUGAUACAUUUGACGAGU
This is a messenger RNA of Halichondria panicea, 1393 nucleotides long. RefSeq lists its product as uncharacterized. The record is from RefSeq and is a predicted model, not a curated record. NCBI's taxonomy places the organism in Eukaryota, Metazoa, Porifera, Demospongiae, Suberitida, Halichondriidae. The transcript has 4 exons. Bases 1 to 996 code for a protein of 331 amino acids.